Molecule: messenger RNA, 940 nt
Organism: Paramormyrops kingsleyae
Lineage: Eukaryota; Metazoa; Chordata; Actinopteri; Osteoglossiformes; Mormyridae
Product: gamma-aminobutyric acid receptor-associated protein-like 2
Source: RefSeq, a predicted model, not a curated record
CCGGAAGUGACAUCACCCACAAGGGCUGGCAGGUUCCCGAUAUUGUUUUGGUCGGUGGCUGACUGGUUUAGCUUUCGUUUAGGUUGAAAAUAAAAAUACUGGUGUUGUUACUACUAAUAAUAAAAUCGCCGACUAAGAAAAGGGGGCAUUUAAAACCGUUAUACAAAAUCUAAUAAUUAAACCGAAGGUUAUUACCUACAUUUUUUACAUCAAGAAUUAGCGCUGUUCGUCAGCAAAAUGAAAUGGAUGUUUAAGGAAGACCACUCUCUGGAUCACCGAUGCGUGGAGUCGGCUAAAAUCCGCAGCAAGUACCCUGACCGGGUGCCUGUGAUUGUUGAAAAGGUGUCCGGCUCCCAAAUCGUGGACAUCGACAAGCGGAAGUACCUGGUUCCGUCUGACAUCACUGUGGCCCAGUUCAUGUGGAUCAUCAGGAAGCGCAUUCAGCUGCCUUCAGAAAAGGCCAUCUUUCUGUUUGUUGAUAAGACUGUCCCACAGUCCAGCCUGACGAUGGGGCAGCUGUACGAGAAGGAGAAGGAUGAGGAUGGAUUUCUCUACGUGGCGUACAGCGGCGAGAACACCUUCGGAUAGAGAGGCAGGGGUCGGGGGGGCACCAGUCCCCCCACCCCACCCCACCACCCCACCCACCCCAAAGACCAGGGAGUAAAAUGUAAAAGGCAGUGUGUGGAGGGGGUGUGAGACACGGCCCUGGCGGCGUGCCCACCAGUCUGCCUGCAGUAGCCUCAGAGCGGCCACUUUCCUUCGCCUGCACACUUUCCUCUAGUACCUGGAGCACGUGACAAUUUCAUUUUAUCACGUUAUUGAUACUCUUUGCUUUGUUUGAAAUUUUAUUUCUUGUGAGAUUAUAUUUAAAAUAAUUUAAAAUAAAAUAAAAGGGAGGUAUCUGGGUAACCUAACCAAUAAAAAAAACAAUUAAAUACCA